GAUUAUAUAAUGAUAUGAUAUGAUAGAUAUACAGGUGGAAAUUGGAAUAUGUUUCUCUCUCUCUCUCUCCCGUAGAACUCGAAAACCUUCCUCUCCCUCGUUCAUAUUCCAGUGACAAUACAAUAGUUUCACAUGAUCAAUUGACAAUUUUCUUUCUGCAAUGAAACGAGUUUUGAUGAUUUGUACCGUAUGCUUCUUCUUCUCGGCCAUCUCCGGCGGCCUCUCCACCUCCAUCUCCGAUCUAAAUCGCGAAGAAGAAGGGGUCGACAUGUUAAAACCCGCACCAACCACCUCUCUAUUGCCAGUCACACCUAAACAUAAUACUGCUCUAGUGGCUGCUCUAGAUGGAACAAUUUAUUUAGUGGAGACCAAUUCAAGAAAAAUCCUGUGGUCAUUCACAUCAGGCCCAUCAAUUUAUUCUUCAUAUCAGGCUCUUCCUCCUACCCAUGACAGUGAUAAUCGUAAUGACUCUGAACUCCAAGACUUUUUUAUAGAUUGUGGAGAUGAUUGGGAACUCUAUGUGCAUGGUCCUGGCUAUAAAAAAUCGAAACUCCCGAUGAGUGCUGAAGAAUUUAUCAAACGCACACCAAUUAUAUCAGCUGAUGGGGGAGUCUUGUUAGGAUCAAAAAAUACCACAGCGUUCCUUGUUGAUGCUAAAUCUGGAGCAGUUAUUUAUGCUUUCGGGUCGGCUGAUCAUUCUGCAAUAGGGGCUCAGAGUGCUGAAGAAAAUGCAAUCCUACCAAGAAAAGAUGUAGAAGGAUGGGUAGAGUCCGAAGUUGAACAGCCCCUUUUUGUUAUCAGGACAGACUAUGUAUUGAAGUAUUUUUCUCGAAAGACUGGCAAAGAAUUAUGGUACCUAAGGUUUGCGGAAAUUGAAACUUCCUUUCAAUGUCAAGAGGCUGGUAAUUAUUUUGGUGAAGGUUCCCCAAAUCCUGAAGAUGAUUUUGGUCCAGAGUUGAAGGGUGAUGACGAGUUGCCAUUAACAUGUCAGAGAAGGGCUGUUGUCUACAGAAUUCGUGAUCAUAGCUUGUUAGAGCAGCUCUUAGGGUCUGAUAGACUACCAAACACUCAUCUUGGAGGUAGGCUUCCUCCUUUACCUGCUCCUGAUCUUAAUCCUCUUUUAAAACCUCUUGCUAGGUUAUCAGAGGUGCAUCAGAAUAAGGCAGGCAAAGUUGUGCUUGCUUUGCCCCCUCCAGAGACUGAAGACUUUGGCAUCUUGAGUUUGCAUAGGGGAGGUUCUGGUAAAAUGUAUACUAAUGUAGCUCCUGAAAUUGUGCAUCAGAAUAAGGCAGGUCAAGUGGUGCUUGCUUUGCCCCCUCCAAAGACUGAAGACUUUGGGAUCUUGAGUUUGCAUAGGGGAGGUGCCUGUAAAAUGUAUACUAGUGUAGCUCCUGAAAUUUUGGCAGCGUCUCAUAUGUGGUAUUUUGUUGUUUUUGUUGUCCUCCUGUCUUUUAUAGUUGCUUUCCUUUUCUAUGUUAGUCCUUUAGCAGUUGUAGAAAAGGUUAAGUUGAAUAAAUGGUCUGAGGAGGGCAAAGUUCAAGCUAUGAUGUCCAAAAAGAAGAAAGCUCGGAAAUCGGGAAUCCAUAAGAAUAGUGCUGGAAUUGAGCCAAGUUGGGAAGAUGUUUCACAUGAGACUAUGGUUGGAGACACAAAUGGACUUCUAGAGAAUCCACAUGUUGAGAGAACUGUAAGGAAAUCUCAGCUGACUUUUUUCAAUCCUGUUGAUGGUAGCAUAGAUGGACGUAAGAUUGGUAAAUUGUUCGUCACUAAUAAAGAAAUUGCUAAGGGAAGCAAUGGAACCAUUGUACUUGAGGGAAUAUAUGAUGGUCGUCCAGUAGCUGUUAAACGCCUUGUGCGGACACAUCAUGAUGUUGCCUUGAAAGAGAUUCAAAAUCUUAUUGCAUCAGAUUUUCAUCCAAAUAUAGUUCGAUGGUAUGGAGUGGAGUUUGAUCAAGAUUUUGUUUAUCUCUCUCUGGAGCGUUGUACCUGUAACUUGGGUGAAUUGAUAUUUUCAUACUCCUGUACUUUGCAAAAUCAAAUAAAGAACAAGGACCAAGACCCAAACUUCUUUGAUGAAUGCACUACCCGAUUACAUUCGACAGUAGAAAAUAAGGAUUUUGAAUUGUGGAAAGCAAAUGGGCAUCCAUCAUCUCAGUUGUUAAAACUUAUGAGGGAUAUAGUUUCUGGGCUUGCCCAUUUGCAUGAACUUGGAAUUAUUCAUAGGGAUUUAAAGCCUCAAAAUGUACUGAUCAUCAAGGGCAGAUCUAUAUGUGCCAAGCUUUCAGAUAUGGGCAUUAGCAAGCGCCUUCCUGGGAACAUGUCAUCUUUAACUCAAAGUGCUACUGGUUGUGGGAGUUCAGGUUGGCAAGCGCCUGAGCAACUUCGUCAUGAACGUCAGACACGAGCAGUAGAUUUAUUUGGUUUAGGCUGUGUGCUCUUUUUCUGCCUUACUGGGGGUCAACAUCCAUUUGGUGACAGUUUUGAACGUGAUUUAAAUAUUGUGAACAACCAGAAAGACCUCUUCUUGAUAGAUAAUAUUCCAGAAGCUAUGGACCUUAUCAGUCACCUCUUAGAUCCAGACCCAAAUUUGAGGCCAAAAGCUGUGGAUGUAUUGCAUCAUCCUUUGUUUUGGAAUGCUGAGAUGCGACUCUCAUUUCUUCGAGAUGCUAGUGAUCGGGUAGAAUUGGAAGAUAGGGAGAGUGAAUCUGAACUCUUAAAUGCAUUGGAAAGCAUUGCACCUGUGGCUUUGGGUGGUAAAUGGGACGAAAAGAUGGAAAGUGCAUUCAUCAGUGAUAUUGGCCGCUACAGACGUUAUAUGUUUGACAGUGUUCGUGACUUGUUGCGGGUCAUCCGCAACAAAUUAAAUCACUAUAGGGAACUUCCUCAAGAAAUUCAGAGAAUUUUAGGGCAGAUUCCUGAAGGAUUUGACAGCUAUUUCUCAAGCCGAUUUCCACAACUUCUAAUUGAAGUUUAUAAAGUCAUUCACAGUUAUUGUGGGGAGGAAGAAUUCUUGCACAAGUAUUUUAGAAGCAAUCAAACUUGACUUCUCUGUUGUUCUUUCGUAGUUAACAAGAUACUAGCUUCUGUAAAUAUUAAAUUUUACCAAGUUGUGAGUGAUAAACAUGUAAAUUUGUUGAGUAAUGGUCACACGUAUUAUUGUUAGCCCUUUUGUCUCUUGUUCCAA
Messenger RNA from Camellia sinensis, 3184 nucleotides. RefSeq names its product serine/threonine-protein kinase/endoribonuclease IRE1a. Gene Ontology annotation, molecular function: protein serine/threonine kinase activity; RNA endonuclease activity; ATP binding. NCBI's taxonomy places the organism in Eukaryota, Viridiplantae, Streptophyta, Magnoliopsida, Ericales, Theaceae. Gene Ontology annotation, biological process: protein phosphorylation; intrinsic apoptotic signaling pathway in response to endoplasmic reticulum stress; mRNA processing. Gene Ontology annotation, cellular component: IRE1-TRAF2-ASK1 complex. The record is from RefSeq and is a predicted model, not a curated record.